Symsagittifera roscoffensis is the source of this 1225-nucleotide messenger RNA. RefSeq lists its product as uncharacterized. The record is from RefSeq and is a predicted model, not a curated record. Bases 259 to 1071 code for a protein of 270 amino acids. The transcript is spliced from 5 exons. NCBI's taxonomy places the organism in Eukaryota, Metazoa, Xenacoelomorpha, Acoela, Convolutidae.
CAAACCUCAAAUGUAUAAUUUCCAAACCCAGAACAUUUGCACUAACUCUUAGCUUGAUUAAGCACAUUAAUUUGAAGACAACUCCUCCAAACAUAAACUGCGAUUCUUCAACUCAAAUUUAAGGUUAUUUGUUCAUAAAGUAGUCACCCCUUUUCGAAAGUCCGAAAAGUUAUCGCUGUCUUAAAACAACUCAGAAACAGUCUUAUCCUUUUGAAUUUAAUUUGGUGAACCGAAUAAAAAUUGAAAAUAUUUCCGAAAAUGACUAGUGAUUCUCCGAAUACUUUGAUGGUCUACGUGCAGUCCAUAAUCCUCCUGCUCCUUGCUUACUCCUACUACAUUGGGUAUGGAUGGUACACUCUGGAUAGUCCAAAUGGAGAGCCCUACUACUACCUGAGCCCUCUGAGCAGCUGUCUGUUCCGCGCCUCGUACAGCUUCCAGUUCCAGGACUUCCUCCAGAUGGGCAUCUGCCAGCCGACAGUCGAGUUCUCACAACAUAUCUCAAAAAACGCCAGUGAAGCCGACGUGAAGGAAAUGGCCAUUCAGGUCCAGUUUCUGGCUCGCUUCAUGGUCGGCUGUGCCACUUUGUCUCUCGUCCUCUUCAUGGCCGAACUGUUCUCCCAUCAGCUGAACCGGAUGGUGAAAACAUCUCUGGCUACAUUCUCUGGCGCUUUGGUUCUGAUCCAGUUCACAGCCCAGAUGAGACUGUUUUCUGCCAUGUGGCAAUUGGUUGAAGAGAUCAGAAAAAAUGCAGACAAGGAUGUCAGGAUUGUGGGACCAGAAUUUGACUUCGACGAUGACCUUGGCGCCUCGUUUGCGCUCGGAUUCUUCAUUGCCCUGUUUGCCUCUUGCCUGUAUGUGGGAUCCUUCAGCUACUCCAUCUACCGGGUGGUCCAGAUUGUGCUGGAUGUCAACGAGGACCCCUUUGCCAUCACGUCCAAAAAGUCCACUGCGUCCAAGAUGCCAAGGUACAUCAGUGCCACUACGAAGAAUGGCUAUCAGAAGAUAGAUGACGAGUCUCUCAAUGGUCGAAACAGCGGACUGUUGAUCAGUGGAAGCAGCGAGCACUUUUAAGCGACUCCAAUAACGAGAAAGAGACAGUUAUUGAUGAGCAAAUACUUCAGUUUCAAAAUUAUAACGACGUUGACAGUGGUGUAAAUAAAAACCAACCGAAUCAUAUGGACUACAAACCUUGUUAUCAAUUAACCCUCCCCUUUGCAAAAGAUUG